UUUAUUUCUUUUUCUAUUUAUUUAGUUAAUUACUUAGAAAAAUAAAAAGACAAACUUAAGAAAAGUCUACAACUUUCCUUCUUCCUCUCUCCUUCUUUCGAAGCCCUAGAAACCAGUUGCAACAAAGAGCAUUCUUUAUCAAUUUCACCAUUUCCUAAGAAGGACUAGAAGUUGUUCAAGCUUUGGGUUGGCAAUAUCCUAACAUGGAUCAAUAUUAUUCAAUAGUGGCUGCGUACAACCAUGCUUUUAAAAAUCAUAAUAAUUAUGAGGUAUAUGCAUGCGUUUACUCUGCUGAGAUAUAUUAAUUAAAUAAAAAGAGGCCAUACAACAAGAAAGAACAAAGAGUAGAGGAGAAGAAACCAAUAAAUAUAAAAAUGAGACUCUAACAUAAGCAAUGACCAAGUCACUUAAUAAUCUAUAUAUGUAUCCAAGUGUGUUAUAUAAUAACUAAUAGUACACAACAAUAUUAUCAAAAGACCAAUUACAAGUUCAGCCAUAAUGGAAGACAAAGUGGUGUUAUUGGAUUUCUGGCCAAGCUCUUAUGCAAUGAGAGUAAAAAUCGCCUUAGCUGAGAAAGAUAUUCAAUACGAGGUCAAAGAAGAAAACUUAUCCAACAAGAGCUCUCUUCUUCUUGAAAUGAACCCAGUUCACAGCAUGAUCCCAGUUCUCAUUCACAACGGAAAACCCAUUUGUGAGUCACUAAACAUCGUUUACUACAUCGAUCAAGUUUGGUCUCAUAAAUCUCCUCUGCUUCCCUCUGACCCUUAUCAACAAUCCCAGGCCAGAUUUUGGGCCGACUACAUCGACAAGAAGAUAUAUUCACUUGGUAAGAGGGUGUGGAAAUCUAAAGGGGAUGAACAAGAGGCUGUAAAGAAGGAAUUUAUUGAGAACUUAAAGACCUUAGAAGGAGAGCUUGGUGACAAGCUUUACUUUGGUGGUGAUAAGUUUGGAUUGGUGGAUUUGGCUUUAGUUCCCAUCACAAGUUGGUUUUACUCCUUUGAGAUUUGUGCUAAUUACAGCACUGAGUCCGAGUGUCCCAAGAUUGUAGAGUGGGCCAAAAGAUGCAUGGAGAAAGAUAGUGUGGCCAAGUCUCUUCCUCACCCCAACAAAAUCUACGACUUUGUUUUGUUACUUAAGAAAAUAUAUGGCUUGUAAUACAUUUGGAAACAAAAGAAGCAAAAGAAAAAAAAUGUACUUGCUAGUGUGUACUUUUAUAAAUAAUAAUAAGAAUAAAUAUAUGUAUAAAUAGUAAUCUAAUGAGAAAUUAUAAGAUUUUGUA
Messenger RNA from Cannabis sativa, 1279 nucleotides. RefSeq names its product probable glutathione S-transferase parA. The transcript is spliced from 3 exons. Lineage: Eukaryota; Viridiplantae; Streptophyta; Magnoliopsida; Rosales; Cannabaceae. The record is from RefSeq and is a predicted model, not a curated record. Gene Ontology annotation, biological process: glutathione metabolic process. Gene Ontology annotation, molecular function: glutathione transferase activity. The coding region runs from base 499 to 1155 and encodes 218 amino acids. Gene Ontology annotation, cellular component: cytoplasm.